Ruditapes philippinarum (Manila clam) is the source of this 6023-nucleotide messenger RNA. Its product is annotated as SH3 domain-containing YSC84-like protein 1. Bases 281 to 1546 code for a protein of 421 amino acids. The record is from RefSeq and is a predicted model, not a curated record. Gene Ontology annotation, cellular component: ruffle membrane. NCBI's taxonomy places the organism in Eukaryota, Metazoa, Mollusca, Bivalvia, Venerida, Veneridae. Gene Ontology annotation, molecular function: protein binding; phosphatidylinositol binding. The transcript is spliced from 9 exons.
GGCUUGACUUUUAAUGUUAGUUAAACAUUAAAUACAUGUAUUCCCUCUAUAAGUAGAAUUGUGUGAGGGGAUAUUCCCGGGAUCCCCCGGCGAUGACGCAAUAAAAAAAUCAAGUCGUAAAUUAAACUUAUGAAGCAAGGGGAAAUUACUCUAACAAUGUAAACAAAACAAACCAGGAAAUGAAUGUUAAAAACUUAAAUAUAGAUAUAUCAUCAUCUGAAUAACAGAAAGUACAUCAAAAUAAUUAUCAUUUGUUGACAGUCAAUCAGUGAGCAUCAAAAUGGUUAACACCCCUAUUCCUCAUAGCCUGAAGUCAGAGGCAAAAAAAGCUGCUAAAAUUCUCAAAGAAUUUACAGUUCCCACUGCCAAAAUGGGACCUGACAAACUUAUACCAGCUGGAAUAUUUAUGAAAGCCAAAGGGUUGGCAGUAUUAACUGUAGUGAAAGCUGGUUUUCUGGUCACUGCUCGUGGAGGGAGUGGCAUAGUUAUUGCUAAAAGGGAUGACAGUAUAAACUCAGGUUGGUCGGCUCCUUCUGCCAUUGGUAUAGCAGGUAUUGGUGGGGGCUUUGAAAUUGGAGCUGAGGUGACAGAUUUUGUCAUCAUUUUGAACAAACGUUCCGCUGUAGAUGCCUUUUCAAAGGGAGGUAAUCUGACAAUUGGCGGGAACUUUACUGUGGCAGCUGGCCCUAUAGGACGUAACCUUGAGGCUGAUGUAGCGCUGAGAAGUACUGCUGCAAUUUAUACAUACUCUAAAACUCGGGGAUUAUUUGCUGGAAUUUCUGUAGAAGGGAGCGGUCUUAUAGAAAGAAAAGAUGCUAAUAAAAAGUUUUAUGGGCGGGAUAUACGAGCGUAUGAAAUACUUCAAGGGUAUGUUGAACCCCCAGAAGAAUGUGCGUGUUUGUACGAAGUUCUUGAAAGUCACAAUAAACAAGCACAGAAGGAACUUGUGAGAAUGGCUAAGAAAGAGGCACUGAAGGCGGCUACUGGUGCAUCAGGCGAUAUAAAGAGUAAAUUUAGUAGUUUUACUGGCUCAUUUAAAACGAGACGAAAAUCUAAAGAUAAAUCAGACAGCUCACCAGGUAAAGAUUGGGACUCAGAUGAUUCCUAUUCUCCACCUCAACAUAGAAAGGCCAGACCUACAGGAAGUGUAACCCCUCCUUCAAAAAAUAAAUUUCCUCCUCCAGAUAGUAAAAUUUAUUCAAAACGCAUGACAAAGACUACAAAAACUGUGACAAAACAUACACCAAGUAAUUAUAAGUCAUCAAGUCCUGUUUUACACAGAAGUCCUCAGAAAUCAGCUGCAAAAACAAGACCAAGAUCUGCCUCAGGAGCAAGUAAUCUAUCGAUUGGGUCAAAUGACUCCUGGGAGCUGUGGGCUGUAGCAAAAUAUCCAUUUGAGGGACAACUACCAUGUGACCUGCCUUUCAAAACUGGGGAUAGAAUAGAAGUAUUAACGCGGACAGACACACAGAAUGACUGGUGGGAAGGUAGAUUAAAGGGCAGAGUUGGAAUAUUUCCUGCAAACUAUGUUCAUAUCAAAACCUGAUUUCUUAUCCUGCAAGAGAAAAUAUGGAAACUCGCAUAUUUUGUAAAGGAUAUCUUUUUUUUAACUGUGCAGAAAUGUGUAUGAUGAGUUUAGAGGGGAAAUUAUUCUAGAAAAAUACUAAUGACAUUGUUAAAUAUGUCCAGAUAAGAUAACUAAUCUAGAAAUAUAGAAAUUAAUAAUUUCUAAACUAACUUUUCAGUACAACUUUUUAUUCAUAACAUAUUAUGUAAAUUUAUUAUAUGAGAUGGCAUGUUUUCAAUGUCAUAUAAUCAAUAUUGAUUUCUUUAUUUAACUUACUUAUUCAUGAUAAAUAUCAUGGAUGACAUUAUUUAAUAAACAUCACUUUACUGUUACCAUGCCUACUAUCUCAAAUUGACCUGUCCAUCAAUCAAUUGGAAAAAUCAAUUUUUUUGAUGAAUGAAUGGAAUCUGAGAUGCCACCAGCAGUUAAAAUUGAUUUCCUGUUCUUAACAUUUUUAAAACCGUUUAGAUAAAAUGACAACAAUUAUAAGAUCCUAUCAAUAAGUUAAAUUUAUGGAUAGCCUGAUUUUAGAAAUGGCACUUUAGCCAAUGAUUUUGUUUUUGUUUUCAACUUUUUGUUUUUACUUUAUUAUAUCAUUUGAUAUGGAAAUUUGUAUUUCAAAUUGGCUGUCAUUUGCCUUGACCAAAAAAAUGAUAAUAAGGUAAUAAGAAAAUGUAUGUUUGGCUCAUUACUAAUGUGCCUUGGGUAAGUUGUUAUUGUUGUUUGCUUGAUAAUUGUUGAUAUUCUUUGGGAUCACUCUUUCUCUCCAGAUUAUGAUAAAGAUUUGUGAUAUGUUUUAUCCAACAUUCCUUGAACUAGUCAAUAACAAAUGUCUCCAUAUAGCAUUAAUGUUUAUUUCACCUUGUGUUUGAAUAUUGUUGGAGAUCUUAUAUUUGUCUAUGUACUUCAGUGUGUCUGAUAAAAGUGGACCUGCUUAGGUGCCCACUUUUGCCUGAAAUAAAGCAUGAAGGACUACCCCUAAGCCAGUGAAGCUGGAAAUUUGCCAUAUGACCAUUACCAUGUCAGUCUGACUAAGAAUUCAACAAAGAUAUAAAAGAUACUGAAUAUUUUUUAGAUUAUUUUAUUCAGAUUUAAAAACUCCACAUGAUAAUUAUAGGAUUCCUGAUUUUUUUAUUCAUGUUUUUUUUUUACUAAUAAAGUACUUUCUUAUUGCUGUGUGUUUUAACAUACUGUAGUACACAUUCUCUGUAGAGUUUUAAUUCUAUAUAUAAAAGUGCUAUUUUUUAUUUUGUGUGCAGGUAUUUAAAGUAAUUUAAGAGGUUUACAAUUUGUUAUGUUACAGUUCAUAAUUCAGAUGUUGAACAUCAUACAGGCAUAUGAUAUUAUACAUUUAUUGACUGGUAUCAAUUCACAAUUAAACCUGGACACUCUUUUCACAAAAACUUAAUAAUUUUAUUAUCUUUUUCAUGCACUUUAUUGAAAAAUAUGAAUCACUUAUUGUUAGGAUGAUUUGUUUAUCCAUACUUGUUACAUUGUUACAAUAUUGAUUUAUUUGUGAAAAUUAACAUUAUACAUAUAUAUAUAAUAUGUGAUGCAUCACUGAUGUUUUUAUGGUUUUUUUAUGUUUUAUAUCACAAAAGAUAUACAUAUUUGAUAUUCUUUGUAACAAUAUUCUUUGCAACUAGGUAGGACAUAAAUUGAUCUGUAAGAACAAAAUACGAUAGAUUUCACAAAAAAACUGAAUUAAAUGUCCUUUAUUCAUUCGUUAAAUGUAAUUUUAAGUGUUUUAUUUGAUUUUUUAAUGAAAUAACAAAAGUUAUUCAUUCGAAUUAAAUGAUCCCUUUUUCUGUCUCCCAGCAGUCAAAAAAUCAGUUUUGAACCCUUACCCUGCUAAAUAUCUUAAAUAGACUUGUCCAUCUUUCUUUCUGGACAGAAUUCAUCAUUUUUUAUGGGAAAGUUCCAAAUAUGUUGUGACUGAAAAGGGAACAGUGUAGGCCAUGAUCAGUAAAAUAAAUUAUUAAUUUUCUUAGUCACACAUCUCUUUAACAUUUUUCAAAGAAUUAUGAGACAUAAGGAAAUUACUUUUUUGUCAAAAACUGCUGAUCAACUGAUUUUUUAGUUAUGAAAAAGGUAGAAAAAAUAAUAGAUAAUAAAAAAAAAUCUGUGCUGACAGUAUUGCAAAAAGGGCAAACACUUUUUAGACAUUAGAACCUUGUUUGUUUAAAGGGGUGGGGUUACUGUAAUGCCUUAUGUGUAAAUCAUUAAUACGGUAGAGAAUCAUUUUGUUCAAUACAGUUUCACUGGAUUUAAUUUAUUGUUCAAUCUCUAUUUGUAAAAAAGAUCUUAAUAAUGAUAUUGUUUAAUUUAUUUUACAUACAUGUAGGUAAUAUAUGAGAAUACAUUUGUCAAGGGUGAUUCAUUGUUUCAGAAUGAGUAUUUGUUAAAAAAAUUAUUAUGCUAGAACAUUUUAACAGAUUAUUUAUUUGACUUGAAAAUUUGUUGAGGCUAAUUUUUAAUAUUUGAAAUUUUUUUAUGAAUACAUGUAAUUAUUAUGUUUGGACAUUUGUGAAUGUUUAUUUAUUAUUCCUAAAUAUUUAUAAAGGCCAUAAAGGGUCAUUUUUAUGCCUGGACAUUUGUUAAGGACAGUUUAUUAUACUUGAAAAAUUGUGAAGGACAGUUUAUUAUGCCUAAAUAUUUGUUAAGGAUACAUGUAAUUGAAUUUGCCUGAACAUUGGUAAGGAAACCUUGAGCAAUCUAACUUUUUAUGCCCCCACAAUGUGGGAGCAUAUAGCGUUGCACUUGUCCGUCCGUCCGUCAGUCCGUCCGUACGUCCCGAAAUCUUGUGAACGCAACUCCUCUUAAACCGGAUGACAGAUUUUACUUAAACUUACAGGGAUGAACAACCUUAAUGUGUAGAUGGUAGUAAAGGAAGGAAUUUUCGCUGCAACCAAAUUUAACAGAAUUAUGGCCCUUUGUUGAUUUUUUCACUAUAUACUAUGUAGAAAUCUUGUGAACGCAACUCCUCUUAAACCGCAUGGCAGAUUUUACUUAAACUUACAGGGAUGAACAACCUUAAUGUGUAGAUGGUAGUAAAGGAAGGAAUUUUCGCUGCAACCAAAUUUAACAGAAUUAUGGCCCUUUGUUGAUUUUUUCACUAGAUACUAUGUAGAAAUUUUGUGAACGCAACUCCUCUUAAACCGCAUGGCAGAUUUUGCUUAAACUUACAGGGAUGAACAACCUUAAUGUGUAGAUGGUAGUAAAGGAAGGAAUUUUCGCUGCAACCAAAUUUAACAGAAUUAUGGCCCUUUGUUGAUUUUUUCACUAGAUACUAUGUAGAAAUUUUGUGAACGCAACUCCUCUUAAACCGCAUGGCAGAUUUUGCUUAAACUUACAGGGAUGAACAACCUUAAUGUGUAGAUGGUAGUAAAGGAAGGAAUUUUUGCUGCGACCAAAUUUAACAGAAUUAUGGCCCUUUGUUGAUUUUUUCACUAGAUACUAUGUAGAAAUUUUGUGAACGCAACUCCUCUUAAACCGCAUGGCAGAUUUUGCUUAAACUUACAGGGAUGAACAACCUUAAUGUGUAGAUGGUAGUAAAGGAAGGAAUUUUUGCUGUGACCAAAUUUAACAGAAUUAUGGCCCAGUGUUGAUUUUUUCACUAUAUACUAUGUAGAAAUUUUGUGAAUGCAACUCCUCUUAAACCGGAUGGCAGAUUUUGCUUAAACUUACAAGGAUGAACAACCUUUUUGUGUAGAUGGCAGUAAAGGAAGGAAUUUUUGCUGCAACCAAAUUUAACAGAAUUAUUGCCCUUUGUUGUUUUUUUCAUUAUAUACUAUGUAGAAAUUUUGUGAACGCAACUCCUCUUAAACCGCAUGGCAGAUUUUGCUCAAACUUCCAGGGAUUAACAACCUUAAUGUGUAGAUGGUAGUAAAGGUAGGAAUUUUUGCUGCGACCAAAUUUAACAGAAUUAUAGCCCUUUGUUGAUUUUUAGUUUUCAACUUGUGGCACAUGUAGUCCAAAAAAUAUUUGACCUAGAGUCAUAAGAUUGACAGAACAGUGGCGUGUGGGGGGAUCCGUGUCCUAUGGACACAUUUCUAGUUUGUUAUUCUUGUAUUGUCUUGUUUUUUGAAAAUUAUUAUUGAUGUAACUCAGAUCAAUGUAUAAUUAAUGUGUUGGUAUUUUUUUCACUUAAGGUUGGUUUGUAAGUUAUGCUCUUGACAAAGUAAACAGCAUUAUUGAACUGUUUUCAUGACUUGCUUAUUAAAGUUUAUUAAUGUUUGUACAUGACAUGUAUAUACAGGAUAUAAAUAUAUGGUGCAAUUUUGUUAUUUUAUCAAGUAAAUAUUCCAUUUCUUUCUUUUUUGACACAAAGCAUUGUUAAUGAUAAUUAUAAAACUAUUUUGUUGAUAAAAGUUAUGCAUAUUUUUUGUACAGCAUUUUACACAACUAUUGUUAUAUAUUUAUUGUCUGAUCUUUUUCUAUUAAAUAUCAUUUCAAC